This is a messenger RNA of Chelmon rostratus (copperband butterflyfish), 849 nucleotides long. It is a transcript of the gene tbata, whose product is annotated as thymus, brain and testes associated. The transcript is spliced from 6 exons. The record is from RefSeq and is a predicted model, not a curated record. The coding region runs from base 1 to 849 and encodes 282 amino acids. NCBI's taxonomy places the organism in Eukaryota, Metazoa, Chordata, Actinopteri, Chaetodontiformes, Chaetodontidae.
AUGUCGACCUCACAGACUCCAGCCUCCUGGGAGACGACAGGAGAGAGGUACCGAAGUCCAGCCAAUCAGGUGCCGUUCACUGCUGAAUUUAAAAAGAUGCAGGCGACGUGUAGUCCACGCUUCGGUGCUUUGAGUCAUCACUCCUUCUUCUCCAGACACAACCCGCAUCCACAUAGGGUGAGACAUAUCCAAGGACUCAAUGGGAGGCCCGUUUGCAUGGUUAGAGAUGAUUGGUACGUCACGUCGUCAUUAUUUCCUCAUCCGCUUCUGAAGAGCCACAUCCUCAGGAAAGCAGCCGAUCCAUCGUUUGCUUUUCCGCCUGCUCAGAAUCGUUUCGGAGUCAGAAGCGACAACAGCAAAUCAGCGCUAUUUUCUGAAGCCUGGAGGGAUGAACUUAAAGAACUCGCUGCAAGAGUCAGUUUGUCUUCUCAAGCACAAAAGGACAAAGCGCAGGAGCAACCAGAGGAAGAAUUUGUCCGCCGAAAGACUCAGUAUUCAGCUGAAACUGGGAGAAUCAUCCCUCCAUCCACCAAGUCCUACCAACGCAGAUCCCAUUCCCAGCGCCUGGUCUAUCCUCAGCCCUUCCAUGAUCAAGAGCUCAUGGUGUUGGAGCUGCUGUGCCAGAUCCUGCAGACAGAUUCCCUGUCCACAGUCCAGCAGUGGCUUCUGCUUGCAGGCCAAAGAGAGAAAGACCUGGUGAUGGGGAUGAUCAGAAAAGCUCUGGAUGGUGUCGACCCCUCGGGACAUCAGCAGCAGCUCCAGGCUCUUCAUCCUGGUGCAUGUCCACCAGUCUGUGGCCCAUCGUUCAACCAGCCGUGGAGAAAACCGCAGAGAAUGAGGUCUGGAUGA